UCAACAUUGAGGAAAGAUCCAUACCUUGAGAAGCCAAUGGAGCAGUCAUCGUCCUCCCACCCUCCGCCGCUGUCCGGGAAGCCCUCUUCGGUGCUGCCGCACAAGACCCCAAAUAUCCGGGACCAUUACCGGGUUGGCAAGAAGCUAGGGCAAGGUCAGUUCGGCACGACAUAUCUCUGCGUCGAUAAAAGCGAUGGCAAGGAGUAUGCCUGCAAAUCAAUCCCAAAGCGGAAGCUCUUGUGCCGUGAGGACUAUGAAGAUGUGUGGCGUGAGAUCCAGAUAAUGCACCACCUCUCGGAACACGCCAACGUUGUGAGGAUCCGAGGAGCUUAUGAGGACGCUUUGUUUGUGCAUUUGGUGAUGGAGCUGUGCGCAGGAGGGGAGUUGUUUGAUAGGAUCAUUCAGAAGGGGCAUUUCAGUGAGAGGGAGGCAGCGCAGCUGAUCAAAACCAUUGUUGGGGUUGUGGAGAGUUGCCAUUCGCUUGGUGUGAUGCAUAGGGAUCUCAAGCCGGAGAAUUUCUUGUUUCUUAGUGCUGAUGAUGAUGCUGUUCUCAAGGCCACGGAUUUCGGUCUUUCAGUUUUCUACAAGCCCGGAGAUACUUUUUCUGAUGUGGUUGGAAGUCCAUACUAUGUUGCGCCGGAGGUUUUGCGCAAGUUUUAUGGUCCAGAAGCUGAUAUAUGGAGUGCCGGAGUCAUCUUGUAUAUAUUAUUGAGCGGUGUUCCGCCGUUCUGGGCUGAGACUGAAGCAGGAAUAUUCAGACAGAUUUUAAAAGGACAUUUAGAUUUUAAAUCUGAACCGUGGCCUGGAAUUUCUGAAAGUGCAAAAGACCUUAUAAGCAAGAUGCUGAACCGUGAUCCGAAGAAAAGAUUUACAGCUCAUGAAGUUCUAUGUCAUCCAUGGAUUACGGAUGACGGAGUAGCACCUGAUAAACCUCUAGAUUCUGCUGUUUUAUCACGCUUGAAGCAUUUCUCAGCAAUGAAUAAGCUAAAAAAGAUGGCUUUGCGAGUUAUAGCAGAAAGUCUGUCAGAAGAAGAAAUCGGUGGUCUGAAAGAGUUAUUCAGAAUGAUAGACUCAGACAACAGUGGGACAAUAACCUUCGAUGAACUUAAAGAUGCUUUGAAAAGAGUGGGAUCAGAAUUAAUGGAACCUGAAAUUCAAGCACUUAUGAACGCGGCUGAUAUAGACAACAGUGGGACAAUAGAUUAUGGUGAAUUUCUUGCUGCUACAGUGCAUAUGAACAAAAUGGAGAGGGAGGAAAACUUAUUAUCGGCCUUCUCCUUUUUCGAUAAAGAUGGAAGUGGUUAUAUAACUAUCGAUGAACUCUCACAAGCAUGCAGACAGUUUGGCCUCAGUGAUGUUCAUCUUGAUGAAAUGAUUAAAGAGAUCGAUCAAGAUAAUGAUGGGCAGAUAAAUUACCAUGAAUUUGCAGCAAUGAUGAGGAAAGGCAAUGGAGGCAUUGGCAGGAAAACAAUGAGAAAUACUUUGAAUUCUAACUUGGUUGAUGCUCUUAUGGCUGGAGAACAGUAAAUCCAAUUAGGUUAUCCAGUUUUGUAUCAAGAUUUCUCCUGGUGACAUGAAGUUGUGAAGCUAAAAGAUGGUUUUCAUGAGAAUGAAUCACGCGUAUUCAUGAAUAGAUCACUGCUCACAAUUAACAGUUUUGAUUAAUAAAAGUAUUUUAUCAUGUUUUA
Molecule: messenger RNA, 1688 nt
Organism: Dioscorea cayenensis subsp. rotundata (Guinea yam)
Lineage: Eukaryota; Viridiplantae; Streptophyta; Magnoliopsida; Dioscoreales; Dioscoreaceae
Product: calcium-dependent protein kinase 28-like
Biological process (GO): peptidyl-serine phosphorylation; protein autophosphorylation; intracellular signal transduction
Cellular component (GO): cytoplasm; nucleus
Molecular function (GO): calcium-dependent protein serine/threonine kinase activity; calcium ion binding; ATP binding
Source: RefSeq, a predicted model, not a curated record